Oncorhynchus keta (chum salmon) is the source of this 2882-nucleotide messenger RNA. RefSeq names its product antigen peptide transporter 2-like. Gene Ontology annotation, biological process: transmembrane transport. The coding region runs from base 341 to 2515 and encodes 724 amino acids. The transcript has 11 exons. Gene Ontology annotation, cellular component: membrane. The record is from RefSeq and is a predicted model, not a curated record. Gene Ontology annotation, molecular function: ABC-type oligopeptide transporter activity; ATP hydrolysis activity; ATP binding. Lineage: Eukaryota; Metazoa; Chordata; Actinopteri; Salmoniformes; Salmonidae.
AAAAGGUUCUUAGAAGGGUUUUCUUAUGGGGAGAGUCCUUUUAGAUUAUAGAUCACACUUUUUUUAAGAGUGUAGGAUAAAGCUAAGUGUGCGAGCAUUAUUGUCUGGCAUUUAUUAUGGCACAGAAUACAAGCUAAAUGGAAAAGUGCAUAAUAUUGUGGAAUAGAAUUCCCCCUCUGGUUAGGGCAUAUCGGAAAUUGAAACUGAAACUAAAACGUAGCCUCUGAAAACAACUGAAAAAGUUAUUUCAGAGGAAAGGAUCUUCACGAAUUCGGGGACUUGCCAUCUCUCACCUUUUAAUUCAUAGGUUAUAGAUUAAAACACAUUUUAGACUAUAAAAAUGAUGCUUAGAACGUGCGCGUUCGCUGUGGCUGUAGGUCUAUGCAUUGACAUAACCACAUUUUGCGCACCGGGUUUUGGCGAAUCUAUUUCCAAAACUGGACCAAUAACAUUUGCUACUUUCGGAAAUGUGGUACGUCUAUGGGUUGUAUCGGGGAUUCGAUUAGUUCUACUACUCGGUUUAUCGCUACUCACACUAGGAUCGAUAAAACCCGUAUUCAAGCGUUGGUUAGCGGUGCACUGUUUCCUUGCCCCGGUCUAUGACACAGGGCGACUGAUGCUGUAUGGAGGUUCACCGGAGAGCGCGUGUGGAUCGUUGGGGGGUCCAAGUUUGUGGCCAUUGUGUACCGCGGCAGCAGCUGCAGCAGCCUUAUUUUGGGAGACAACCUUCCCUGACAGCAAUGGAGAAAGCAACGGGAAACAGAAGACGCAGAAGGCACGAGUGCUGUUCAUGAGAGUCCUCAUCUUCUACAGACCUGACAUCCUCCUUUUGGUUGGGGCGUUUAUAUUCCUGUCACUGGCUGUCCUUUGUGAGAUGUUCAUCCCAUUCUACACUGGAAAGGUGAUUGACAUCUUGGGUACCCAGUACAAGUGGAAUAACUUUCUCACAGCUAUCAUCCUUAUGGGGCUUUACUCUUUGGGAAGCUCUUUCAGUGCUGGCUGUCGUGGUGGCCUCUUCAUGUGUGCCAUCAACAGCUUCACCUGCAGAAUGAAAGUGAAGCUGUUUGGGGCCCUGGUGAAGCAGGAGAUUGGCUUCUUUGAGACCAUCAAGACAGGUGACAUCACGUCCAGGCUGUCCACAGACACAACCCUGAUGGCCCGGGCGGUGGCCCUAAAUGUCAAUGUCCUCCUGAGGACCCUCAUUAAGACCGUGGGUAUGCUGUCGCUCAUGAUGAGCCUGUCCUGGAAGCUCACUCUGCUCAUGCUGAUGGAGACGCCCGUCACCGGCCUGUUGCAAAGUGUCCAUGACAACUAUUACCUGAGGCUCUCUAAGGAGGUGCAGGACUCUAUAGCCAGGGCGAACGAGGCAGCGGGGGAAACAGUUGGCGGAAUCCGGACCGUACGAAGCUUCAAAACUGAGCAGCAUGAGGCUGGUCGCUAUAACGACAGGUUGAUGGACACCCACAAUCUCAAGACCAGGCGGGACACCGUCAUGGCAGUCUACCUGCUCCUGAGAAGACUAACAGCGCUGGUGAUGCAGGUGGCCAUGCUGUACUAUGGCAGACUGUUUAUUCAGCGAGGUCAGAUGAGCACUGGCAACCUGGUCUCUUUCAUCCUCUACCAGUCUGAUCUGGCAGACAAUAUCAGGACUUUGAUUUACAUUUUUGGCGACAUGCUGAAUUCAGUGGGGGCAGCUGGUAAGGUGUUUGAGUACCUGGACAGAGAGCCCCAGGUCAGCACCAAGGGGACACUCCAACCAGAGACUUUGACUGGACACGUCCAGUUCCACAACCUCUCCUUCUCCUACCCCACCCGCCAGGAACGCAAAGUACUGCAGGGCUUCUCUCUGGAGCUGAGGCCGGGUCAGCUGACUGCUCUGGUGGGGCCGUCAGGAGGGGGGAAGAGCACCUGUGUCAGUCUGCUGGAGAGGUUCUACCAGCCUCAGCAGGGAGAGAUCCUAUUAGACGGACUGCCACUGCAGAGCUACCAGCACCACUACCUACACAGGAAGAUAGCCAUGGUAGGCCAGGAGCCUGUUCUGUUCUCUGGGUCCGUCAAGGACAACAUUGCCUACGGCCUGGCAGACUGCUCUAUGGACAGGGUACAGGAAGCUGCUCGCAGAGCCAACGCCCACAGCUUCAUCAGCCAACUGGAGAAGGGUUACGACACAGAUGUAGGAGAGCGGGGUGGUCAGCUGUCCGGCGGUGAGAAGCAGCGUAUCGCCAUCGCCAGAGCUCUGAUCAGAGAACCACAGGUCCUCAUCCUGGACGAGGUCACCAGCGCACUGGACACGGAGAGCGAACACAUGGUCCAGGAGGCCCUGGCUAGCUGCCCCUCCCAGACCCUGCUGGUGAUCGCUCACAGGCUGAAGACCAUUGAGAGGGCAGAUCAGAUCAUUCUGAUUGACCAGGGGACUGUACAGGAGCAGGGCACUCACCAGGAGUUGAUGGACAGGAAGGGGAGCUACUACAAACUAAGAGAGAGACUGUUCACCGAAGACGACGUGCCACAUUGACAAAAUAAUGCUACUGUUUGAACUGUAAAUAGUGAUGUCAUUUUCUCACUCUGACCAAUACUCACUACCUCCUAAUAUACUGUAAACCACAUGUACAGUACAUCAAAUUUAUGUAAAUAUUGAAUAUAGUUAGAUUUAGGGGUUUCUUAAGAGAUGGACACUUCUGUUGGUGCCAUUUUGUUAUCUUGUAUGAGUGGUUUUGAUUUUAUUUUAUUGUAUUGUAUUCUUCUAUUCUAUUUCUUAAUGUUUGAAUAAUGCAUAGAGGGACAGUGAGUGACCCAUGUUAUAAAAAGGUUUAUGAUGUUCUGGAGCAAAAGUCUAUUACGUUGCCUACCCAAGAGAAUAAAUCAUCUAUUAAACAUUUAAA